This is a messenger RNA of Labeo rohita (rohu), 3506 nucleotides long. It is a transcript of the gene tert, whose product is annotated as telomerase reverse transcriptase. The record is from RefSeq and is a predicted model, not a curated record. Gene Ontology annotation, biological process: telomere maintenance via telomerase. Bases 47 to 3184 code for a protein of 1045 amino acids. Gene Ontology annotation, molecular function: telomerase RNA binding; telomeric repeat DNA binding. Lineage: Eukaryota; Metazoa; Chordata; Actinopteri; Cypriniformes; Cyprinidae. Gene Ontology annotation, cellular component: telomerase catalytic core complex. The transcript has 16 exons.
GCGCGGAACGCUCGAGGCGCCGGAAGCGGGAAACACAAACACACGCAUGUCUCGACGCGACUCGACCGAUGACAGUUUGAAGUAUGUACUCGGCAUUCUGCGCUCGUUGUAUCCGCUCGUUCAGACUCUGGAGGAGUUCGCAGACGGACUUGUGUUCUCCGAUGGACGGAAACCACUUCUGGUGGAGGAAAAAGACGGAGCGCGCGUUAAAAAACUCACCAGAGGACUGAUCGUAUGCGCCUUCACGCCACUGCAGCAGCUGCGCGUGCCCGCACAGCUCAGUACGCUGACGGAGGUUUUGGCGUUCACGCUAAACCACAUCAAGCGGAAGAAACUGAGGAACGUGCUUGGAUUCGGUUAUCAGUGCAGCGACGUGACGGCCUGUUCGGACCCCUUCCGUUUUCACGGGGAUGUUUCGCAGACGGCCGCCUCCAUCAGCACCAGCGAGCUGUGGAAGAGGAUCAACCAGCGUCUGGGAACGGAGGUCACACGUUACCUGCUGCAGGACUGCGCCGUGUUCGCCACCGUCCCGCCGUCCUGUUUGCUGCAGGUGUGCGGCGAGCCCGUGUACGACCUGCUGCUGCCGCGCACCUGGUCCGGCUUCUUCCUGGACGGCGGCGCGGCUCCGACGUCGUUUGGCGUGACGCGGAAAACUCCUGCCGCUGCCAUGCGGAUGAAAGCUGUGAGAGAUGAUAAGAAAAUAGUUUCCAAAAAGAGGGCGAGAGAGGAGGAAAUAGACGGCAAACGGGAAGAUCGUCCUGUAGUAAAAAGGCGACGGUUGACGAUGGACGAAACCGACGGGUCGCCGAACACCCGAAAACCCGAAAGUCACGGAUCUCAGAGCUGGAAAUCGGCGGAUCAGCCGUCUCCUCGACCGUCGCGCUGUUCCAUCCGUGUUCUCAGCAUGCUUUACGGUGGGCGGGGCUUGAAGGGCUUCUUGCUUAACAGGAAACUGAAAGGAGGUGUGGGCGGGGCUAGACGGCUGCAGGGGGCGGAUCUCGUACGCAUCAUUUUCCUCCAAUCAGAGUCUAACGUGUUUGACGGACAGGCCAAGUUUAGAAAACUUCCCAAGCGUUACUUCGCAAUGGUUCCCUUGUUUGCUCGACUCUUACGGCAGCACAGGAAGUGCCCGUACACUCUCUUCCUGCGGAGGAAGUGUUCGGUGAAUCCAGAGACGGAGGAUAUGGAGUCUUUGCUGAAAUCGCACUCGUCGCCUUAUAGGGUUUAUCUGUUCGUGAGGGAGUGUUUACGAUACGUUGUUCCCGAGGAACUCUGGGGAUCUGAGGAGAACCAGCUCCACUUCCUGUCCAAUGUGAAGAACUUCCUGCGGCUUGGGAAGUUUGAGCGUCUGCCGUUGAUUCAGCUGAUGUGGAAGAUGAAGGUCAAGGCCUGCCAGUGGCUGGGACUCAAGAAACGUCACUGCGCUAGUGAGCACCGGUACAGAGAGUGGAUCUUCGGUCAGUUCCUGGGUUGGAUGUUGAACAGUUACGUGAUCGGUUUGGUCAAAGCGCUGUUCUACGUCACCGAGAGCAUGGGACAGAAACACACGCUGCGUUUCUACAGGGGGGAAGUGUGGAACAAGCUACAGGAAAUGGCCUUCAGAGUUCAUCUGUCUAAGGGCCAGUGGAGGGCGCUGUCUCCAUCUCAGGCCCUAAAGUUUCCCAAGACUACAGUAACAUCCCGAAUCCGGUUCAUCCCAAAGGUGAACAGCAUGAGACCCAUCACUCGUCUAGCAGGACCCAGAGAGUCACUGCAGCAUUUCCAGAGCGGCGUGCGGCUCCUGCAGAAUGUUCUGAGUGCAUGUGUGCGAGAGGCCCCGGGCCCCAUGGGCUCCACCGUCUGGGGCUGGCAGGACAUUCACCGCGUUCUCAAGGAGUUCAGCCCACAGCAGAAGAACUCACCGAGACCACUGUAUUUCGUCAAGGUGGAUGUGAGCGGGGCGUACGACAGUCUUCCUCAUCAGAAGCUGGUGGAGGUGUUGGGUGAAGUGCUGAGUCCGUUUGCGGAGCAGAGCUUCUUUGUGCGUCAGUACGCACGCGUCUGGAACGACCCCAACCUGGGCCUGAGGAAACACUUCUGCACUAAAGCGGAGAUGAGCGAGCCGCUCAACAUGAAGGGCUUCAUCGUGGAUGAGCAGGACAGCGGGACGCUGCAUGACGCCAUCCUGGUGGAGCGGCACUCGUCUGAGGUCCGCGGUGGAGAUGUGUUUCAGUUCUUCCAGAAGAUGCUGAGCAGCUACAUCAUCCAUCAUGACAAUAAAAUGUUCCGUCAGGUGUGCGGAAUCCCGCAGGGAUCUUCGGUGUCGGCUCUGCUGUGUAACCUGUGUUACGGACACAUGGAGAACUCACUGCUAAAGGGCAUCGCUAAAGGAGGGUGUCUGAUGAGGCUGGUGGAUGAUUUCCUGCUCAUUACGCCCCAUCUGAGUAAAGCCACGGAGUUCCUGACGACGCUGCUGGCCGGCGUUCCCGAUUACGGCUGCAAGAUCAACCCGCAGAAGGUGGCGGUGAAUUUCCCCGUGUGUCAGGAGUGGCUGGAUUCGGGCGUGAGCGUCCUCCCGUCCUGCUGUCUGUUCCCGUGGUGCGGCCUGCUGCUGGACACUCGCACGCUGGACGUCUACAAGGACUAUUCACGGUAUGACGGCCUGUCACUGCGCUACAGUCUGACGCUAAGCUCCGCCCACUCACCUGCCGCCGUCAUGAAGAAGCUGCUGUCGGUCCUCAGUCUCAAGUGCACCGACAUCUUUCUGGACCUCAAGAUGAAUUCGGUGGAAGCUGUUUACAGGAGCCUGUAUAAACUGAUUCUGCUGCAGGCGCUCAGGUUUCACGCGUGUGUGAAGAGUUUACCUCUGGGUCAGAACGUGGAGUCGAACCCGUGGUUCUUCCUGAAGAUGAUCUGGACGAUGGCUCGAGUCACCAACAGACUCAUCAGACACAUAAAUAAAGGUCUGGUUCUGGGUUCGCUGGACGGCGGAGGGAUUCUGCAGUAUGAAGCCGUUCAGAUGUUGUUCUGUUUGGCGUUCGAGGUGGUUUUCACGCGGUACCGAUCGAUUUACCGCAGCCUGCUUCCUCCGCUGCACAAACGGAAGCGGCGUCUGGAGCGCGUGCUGCGCGGCAUCAGGUCGGCGCGCGUCCGUCAGGCCUCCACUCCCAGAAUCCCUCAGGACUUUAAGAGCAUCAGGACGUAGAGCGCUGAACGUCCGGCAGCUGACUAAACGGAUCCGCGGCACCUCGUAAAUAGUUGAUGGUUUCUCGUUAAACGCGGGCGAGAUAAGACACGCUCGUAAACUACAGUCGAGCCAACAGCGUUCAGUUCAUCAUUUCUGUUGUUGUGCUGCAUGUUUAUAUGAUAUUUGCAUGUUUGAUGCAUAUGUCAUGUAAAUAAACAUCUGUUGUUGUGUAUAAAUAAACUGAAAUCUGUUAUUUCGGCACAGAAAGUAAAUUAAGAUCAUCACAGAUGAAUAUAUAACCUGUAAUUUAUAUAUAUGUGUGUGUGUGUGUCUCUCUCUC